This is a messenger RNA of Pezoporus flaviventris, 4046 nucleotides long. It is a transcript of the gene KIF9, whose product is annotated as kinesin family member 9. Lineage: Eukaryota; Metazoa; Chordata; Aves; Psittaciformes; Psittacidae. Bases 264 to 2675 code for a protein of 803 amino acids. The transcript is spliced from 22 exons. Gene Ontology annotation, molecular function: microtubule binding; microtubule motor activity; ATP binding. The record is from RefSeq and is a predicted model, not a curated record. Gene Ontology annotation, biological process: microtubule-based movement.
UCAUAACCCUCUUCCGGAAGCGGGCGGAAGAGGUGGCUGCCAUGGCAACGGUGUACACAGCCCUGGCACCGCUGCGGCCGCCCUUCGCCCCGGCCCGGCCGAGGCGGGACACAGAUCGUUUAUUUGAAGACUGUCUCCCAAUCUGAAGAGAUUGUGAGCAUGGAAACUUAGCACCAUUUUGGAUUCCACAGCAGUCAUGUGUUGCAAUCACUGAGAUCACCUGGGAAGAGUACAAGGAGCCCACAUUACCUUUACCAGUUAGUAUGUAUCUAGUAAGAAAGAGAGUCCACGCAUUCGUGCGAGUCAAGCCAACAGCUGAUUUUGCUCAAGAUAUGAUCAAGUUUGGGCCAGAUAACAAGAGCAUAGAGAUUUGCCUCAAAAAAGAUGCCAAGAAAGAAGCUAUGAAUAGCAGGCAGACCAGCUGGAGCUUUAGGAUGGAUGGCAUCCUUCACAACACCUCCCAGGAACAGCUUUAUGAGACAGUGGCAAAGAAAUUGGUGUCCGAAGCUUUAAUUGGUUAUAAUGGCACGAUAAUGUGCUAUGGGCAAACGGGGGCUGGUAAAACUUACACCAUGAUGGGAGCAACUGCUGAUUACAAGCAUCGAGGAAUCAUACCACGAGCUAUACAGCAGGUCUUCAAAGCAACUGCACAAUCCACUGAUCCACUCAUCACUGUUCGAAUAUCCUAUCUGGAAAUCUACAAUGAGACCUUGUUUGACCUUCUGUCCAACGUGACAAGCGAUGGGAGCAGUGACAUGCAGAUGGCUAUUGUGGAUUGCCCAGAAGGGGUUUAUGUGAAGGGCUUAUCUAUACAUAAAAUUAGCCUCGAAGAAGAUGCUCUAAGUCUCCUUUUUGAGGGUGAGAACAAAAGAGUAAUAGCAGAGCAUGCACUGAACAAGCAUUCGUCCAGGUCCCAUUGCAUCUUUACUAUUUACAUUGAGUCUCGUUUCAGAUUUUUCUCAGACAUCAAAUGUGUUAACUCUAAGAUCAACUUAAUAGAUCUGGCAGGCUCAGAGAGACAGAGCAAGUCUGGAUCUGAAGGACAGCUUUUGAAGGAGGCCACGUACAUCAACAAGUCUCUGUCAUUCUUGGAGCAAGUCAUCACUGCCCUGGCUGAUCCUAAGAGGGACCACAUCCCCUUCCGGCAGAGCAAGCUCACUUACGUCCUCAAGGACUCCCUGGGGAGAAACUGCAAUACUGUUCUAGUGGCAAAUGUCUGUGGGGAAGCUGCGCAUGUGGAACACACUUUGUCUUCUCUUCGGUUUGCUAACAGAAUGAAAUGGGUCACGACAGAGCCAGUCCUCAAUGAGACAUAUGACCAAGAGGGGACAGUGAAGGCUUUGGAGAAGGAGAUUGCUUUUCUGAAGCAGGAACUGGCCGUACAUGACAGCUUGGCAAAUCGUUCUUUGGUGACUUAUGACCCUCUGUCUCACGUCCAGAUAGAAGAGAUUAAGUCUCAAGUCCAUAGAUACCUAAAAGGAGCCAUUGAUGAAAUUGAUAUAGUGAACCUCAGGCAAAUCCGGGAGGUAUUCAGGCAGUUCAAACUGAUUUUAAGUCAACAGGAGUGUGAAGUGGAGGCGAGAUUACGAAGCAAGUACGCUCUGAUAGACAAAAAUGACUUUGUUACUAUUGCUGCUCUUCAUAAGGCAGGUGUAGUUGAUGUGGAUGGCCAUUUGGUGCACGAAGAGGAUGAGCAGGCUUUUGACACCAGCACUGCUCCUUCAUCCAGACAUGGUAGGAAGAAGAAAUCCAGAAGGAAUGGUGAGACAUUCAGGAAGGAAGGAAUGAGGAGCAAUCUUUCUUGGAAAGAUGUGGAAGGGGAUUUACCAUCAAAAAGUCAGGUCAUGUUUUCCACUAAGGAUCUGGACGUGAAAGAGGUACCAAGGGACCAGGAUACAGGAAAUAUUGAUGCAGAGCUCUCAAAGCCAUCUCCUGUGGAGGAUUCCCAGCAGCCCAGCUCCCCUCCACCCAAGCCAGCAGCAUUUGAGAUGUUUAAGGCAGAGUAUGGAAGUGAGAUCAGCCGGAUCUUUAAAGAGAACAAAUGCAUCCUACUUGACAGGAAGAAGAGAAGAAGUACAGUAACACAGAAGAUCAACUCCAUCAAGCUUGAGAUGGAGAGCAUCGAAAAGGCUCUGGAGGAUCAGCAGCAGGAGCGGUGGCAGCAGGGAGAGUAUGUUGAUGAGAAAGGACACAUCAUAAUUGAUGAGAAGGAGUUUUUACUCAUCAUGAAGCUGAAGGAGCUGAAGGAAGAGUACAGGUCUAGUUAUGCUGAACUGCAGGACCUGAAGGCAGAAAUUGAGUACUGCCAGGAUCUGGUGAACAAAUGCCGGAAAAGACUAAUCUCAGAGUUUGAGAUCUGGUACAACGAGUCUUUCCUUAUCCCCAAGGAUGUGCAGGAAGCUCUGAAGCCUGGUGGCAACAUCAGACCUGGAAUGAUUCCCAUAAACAGAGUCAUGUGCCUGGAGGAAGAUGGUCAGGAGAGGUUUAAGCAGAUGCAGGAGACAAUGCUGCCGGCCUGCCCAGCUUCAGUCCCCUUCUACAAGGCGAAAAUGAGAACUGAUCAAAAGCACGUGUACAGCAAAACCAUGUCAUCCCUAGAGCAAAUGCGCAAGAAACCGGGGCUCAUCCCAGCUGCUGGGAAGAAUAAAACCAUGUCGUUUCUGCAUGUCACAUAGCAGAUUUGGGCUCAGCCUGGAACCCAUAAGCAACACCAGCUCAAAAGAUGCCUCAUGUUCAUAUCCAAAUAGAUUUAUCAACAAUAAACAGUAGGAAAAAAACCCCACCACCUAACUUUUGUACAGCUAGACUGACAGUUAUUGGUAAUCAAACCCACUGUUUAGACAGGCAGCAAGCCAAGGGUUCAAAUAGCAACGCUUGUUUAUGACACCCUCCCCACCCCAAUGCAGCAGGACUAGGGCAUUUUUUGCCCACCACUUUCCGGGAAGGUGAUUCGGACUCAGAGUGAGACCAUGGUGCCCAGCAACUGAAAAGCUCCAGGGCAUAUUGUGCUGCUUAGCCAGGCUACUGUUAUCUUUGCCCAUGAAGCAGAGUGUGCUGAAGGCCUGCUGGAAGUCCUCCUCUUCCUCAGAAGAGGUGGGAAGCUGCUUCCAGCUCGGCACAUGCCAGGGGAGUUUGUGUACCAAAUAUCCAGCCAAAAGAAUCCCACCUUCUCCUACUGCUGCCAACAGGCAGCCAUCAGUGUCAGCUCCCCUGUUGCUCCCCUCUAUGCCCAUACCACAGGCUCUGAGGAGCAAUAUAUGGAUGUGGGCCCAUAUAUACAUAUAUAUGCAUGCUGUGCCAGCUGCAGGCUUGGCCUAAAGGAGCUCCAGGGUCUGGCUUCUUCUUGGGUAUUCCACUUCUUGUCUCUUCAAGGAAUAAAAAGAGUCAGCUGUGAUUUUUGUGUCUACCGUGUGUUUUGGGUGGCCCUUCGCCACUGCAGCUGAUGGGUGCAGGGUCCAGUCUGCAUUCGGAACUGCUGCAGGCAGGAUUUGCUUCUUUAUCCCUCUGGGAGGUUGCGGAACCCCGAGAGCUUCAGAAUUAUUUGGGGAGCUUGAAGAAUAACACUGAAGACCCCCAAAUGCAGCACCUGUGAUCUGUGGCUGUUAGCAAUGUCCUGGCCAAAGCCUGGCAAAUCACCAGGAUUAUUGGAAAAGCCACUGGCAUGUGGCUUGGAGCGAUUGGGCAAUGCUGGCUGAGCCCCACUGAGUGAUGGGACAGAGGACAAAGAGCCCCUGCUGCUAGAACUGGCACCAGCCACAGCAGGAGCAUCCCUGGAUUCACACAUCCCAGGUCAAAGGUUUUCCACACGCUGCCUCCCCAUUUACACGGAACUCUGGGAAAUUAAUUAGUCCAAGCUGUUUGAUUUAAUUUGUUGCAGCUCACUCCUGUUACAGCAACGGCACCUGCUCCCCAGGAGUGCUGUGGGUAACAGCCUAGAAAUCCCCUUCUCGUGUAAUUACCAAUUUCCAAAGGCUUAUCAAGCUUCUGGAAAUUCAACCCAGCCUUAACUUCCCAAGAAAACUCUUCCACACAAACUGAGCUCCAUC